Molecule: messenger RNA, 2999 nt
Organism: Corythoichthys intestinalis (scribbled pipefish)
Lineage: Eukaryota; Metazoa; Chordata; Actinopteri; Syngnathiformes; Syngnathidae
Product: tubulin monoglycylase TTLL3-like
Exons: 13
Coding region: 449-2812 (787 amino acids)
Biological process (GO): protein polyglycylation; cilium movement; cilium assembly
Cellular component (GO): axoneme; microtubule cytoskeleton
Molecular function (GO): protein-glycine ligase activity, initiating
Source: RefSeq, a predicted model, not a curated record
UUUGGCAAAACUCUCGCUAUAUGAAUAGCCAGCCUAGCUAGAGGAAAAUAGUUCACCAUGGGGUGUCUUGCCUCAUUAUUUGAAAAGGACGGCCCAACUCAGUGGUUCUUAACUUGGGUUCGAUUGAGUGGGUAAGCCUCAGCUGUUCGGUGAAAGUUAAGAAACGCAGAGCCCUACUUUGUACACUGACUAAAUUUAGGCAAAGUGGUGUUUUAGAUCAGGUCUUGGACUGGUUUGCCCUCAAUUUACAGGCUUUAUUUCAUUUGUUUGAACUGUUAGCACUCUAUCUAAUUGGAGGAGAAAUCGGUUUGCUCAGUGGAAGGUUGAGUGGCUCUUGGUAUGGUGGUUGUACCCAUUGUCAGCGUGUUGAAAUGGUCCAAAUGCAGAGAAGAAAGUAGUUUUGUCAUAGAAGAUGUGGAAUGACUCCUGACUGUGACUAGCUCCAGAAAUGGCACCAGUAGAGGUUAGGGCUCUUCAAAGCCUUCCAACUACCAAGAUGGAGAUGAUGAAAGCAGCUAAAGCCUUGGUCGAGAAAGCUAUCAAGAUGCACAAAGUGUUUUCAGUGCAAGGGCAUUAUCCUGUCAUCCGUGCUGGGCUACGUGCCAGAGGGUGGGUGGAACGUUAUUUACCCAAUGCAGGCAACAGAGUGUCUUCUCGCCAGAGUGAUAAAGACAAGGAUGACGAUGAUGGCAACACCGAAGCAAAUAACAGUGGUAGGAUUAGAGAGAGGGGGGAUACCGGAGAGGAGGACGAACUUGACCAAAUGUACAGCUUCAUGUCCCAUCUCGUCCGAAAUGAGAAGACUUAUUUCUACUGGAGUGGACGUUUCGAUUCCGACCAUUUUCGCUCCCUAACACCGAACCAACUGAUCAAUCACUAUGCAAAUACAGGAAAUUUUACCACCAAGGUGGGCCUCUGUGUGAACCUGCGUAACCUUAAGUGGUAUGACACUGCAGAUCCCGACGCCUUCUUUCCGAGAUGUUACAGGCUCGGGGCUAAGGAUGAGAGACAUGCAUUCAUUGAUGACUUCAGGAGGACAGCGUGCUGCAGUCUGAUAAAGCACGUGGUCGAGACAAACAAGAAACAAGAAACAACAAACCAACAAACCAAAGAUGAGGGAAACACUCAAAACGUCUCUCCAGUCAGUCCAGGAGUGAUCAAGACAGCCUUGCAGAGGUGUCAGGAGUAUCUGAGUUCUCUCGAGCACUGUGACAUUGAUGUGACUGUGGAAACGCUCCCAUUUGUGGAGGAUAAUCAGUGGAAUCAAUUUCUGCAGAAGUAUUACAUGGUAGUGCAUGACGGGGCAUCGAUCAUGAGAAGUGCUGAUUUUGUGAGCCGUUGCCAAGACAUGUUGGUCCAAUUGAAGGAAGUCUGCCCUCAGCUGGAGAUAGAUGGAUUCAAUAACAUCUGGAUUAUCAAACCGGGGGCAAUGUCAAGAGGAAGAGGUAUUGUUUGUAUGAAUCGCUUGGAUCAGAUUUUAGCACUGGUGGAGUCAGACACAGUCGUAGCAAACGAUAGCAAGUGGGUGGUUCAGAAGUACCUGGAACAACCUCUGCUGAUCAAAGGAACCAAAUUUGACCUGCGUCAGUGGUUUCUCGUCACUGACUGGAACCCUUUGACGGUUUGGUUCUACAAAGACUGCUACCUGAGGUUCUCCACUCAGCCAUACUCCACCAAAAGACUGGAUAGCUCCGUCCACCUGUGCAACAACUCCAUCCAGAAGCACCUCCAGCCAUCACGCGAGCGCCACCCGGGCUUGCCCAGGGACAACAUAUGGUCUAGCUCCGACUUGAAGGCUUUUUUGCAUCAGCAGGGCCAAGGGGCAAAAUGGGAGAGUGUGGUGGUCCCGGGUAUGCAGCAAGCUGUGGUCCAUGUCUUGCAGACAGCCCAAGACCAGGUGAAGCACCGCAAGGCGGCCUUUGAGUUGUACGGCGCCGAUUUCAUGUUGGGAAAUGACAUGAAGCCUUGGCUUCUUGAAGUCAACACCAAUCCCACCAUGGCCUGCUCCAGCGUCGUCACAGCUCGGCUCUGCCCAGCCGUUCAGAUGGACACACUGAAAGUGGUCCUGGACAGACGAAAAAACCCCAACGCCUUCACCGGAGGCUUCCAUUUGAUUUACAAACAGCCUAGAGUCAACCCCCCGCCGUUUGUUGGACUGAGACUGAUAGUGGAGGGAAACCACAUCAAGACACCGAACUCUACCAAGUGCAAACAAAGGCCUCCACAGACCCAAUUUUCUCCCGAGGAUAAAGAAAAGACGACUAAACGUCAAGCAAAACCAUGCCGGAAGAUACAUGUGCGCAGGCCUCCACCAGAAAAGAAGUCGAAGACGCCUCCAAGGAGGGAAGAAGAAAGAACAGUGGUUCAGAAUGAAAGAACAGUGGUUCAGAAUGAAAGAACAGUGGUUCAGAAUGAAAGAACAGUGGUUCCCAAUGCCAUCGGGAUAUCAGGAGAACAAGUGGUGGAGAACCACAAUGAACCCAGUAGGACAACCCAAUGUUUGGUUGUGAGUGGUGAUAGCAGUGUAGCUCCAGUUGCUCAAAGGAGACCCUCCUUUUCGCGUACCCCCAAAUCUUGCAGUGUUUCACAUGUCUCUAAAACUUCAAUUAAACCAAACCCUAGAGAGCACGUGUGGAGGUCAAUCCUUCCCGGGACUUCUUUUUUUCCGAGGCCCUUGCUGUGUCUCACAAGCAUGCAGCCAAAUAUUCUGCCAAGCUAUCGAAAACGUUCUAUGGUGACCUUUCAACAUGAGGCGAAUUACAGAUUCCACAAGCAGCGUUAUAUUGAAACUAUGUCGAGAUAUGUUAAGUGACAAUGUACAGGAAGUUUUUGUUUUCAAACUCUAGAUUAAAACCAGAUUAAAACCACUCCCCCUUCAUGAUUUAAAUACACUGGCACUCUUGUUAGGUACAACGGUGGUCACAAACCUUUGCUGAGCCAUGUACCAAUGUCAUGAGAAGACUGUUUUUUGACAAACCAGCAUUAAAAUAAAUCAAAAA